AUGGGUGCUGCUUAUCAUAUUUUGGGUAGAACGGUUCAACCGCAUCAACUCUCUAUUGCCACUAUUUCCGCUGUCGUUUUGCUCGCAUUGCCAAACCCAUUUGCAACCAAAGUGCCUAAAAAACCAGAGGUGAAGGCCGCUUCUGCCGAAGAGGAGAAGUUCAUUGCCAACUAUAUCAAAGAGCACACCGCUAAAGCUGAAAAGCAUUGA
This is a messenger RNA of Lachancea mirantina, 210 nucleotides long. The record is from the annotation of a GenBank genome assembly. NCBI's taxonomy places the organism in Eukaryota, Fungi, Ascomycota, Saccharomycetes, Saccharomycetales, Saccharomycetaceae.